Molecule: messenger RNA, 909 nt
Organism: Limulus polyphemus (Atlantic horseshoe crab)
Lineage: Eukaryota; Metazoa; Arthropoda; Merostomata; Xiphosura; Limulidae
Exons: 3
Coding region: 527-877 (116 amino acids)
Molecular function (GO): hormone activity
Source: RefSeq, a predicted model, not a curated record
UACAAACUAGUGCUAGAUAGUUGACAGAUAGUUUGCAGAUACAAACUAGUGCUAGAUAGUUUACAGAUACAAAAUAGUGCUUGAUAGUUUACAGAUAGUUUGCAGAUAUAAACUAGUGCUUGAUAGUUUACAGAUACAAACUAGUGCUAGAUAGUUGACAGAUAGUUUGCAGAUACAAACUAGUGCUUGAUAGUUUACAGAUAGUUUGCAGAUAUAAACUAGUGCUUGAUAGUUUACAGAUACAAACUAGUGCUAGAUAGUUGACAGAUAGUUUGCAGAUACAAACUAGUGCUAGAUAGUUUACAGAUAGUUUACAGAUACAAACUAGUGCUAGAUAGUUUACAGAUAGUUUGCAGAUACGAGACAAAACAAUUUUUUUUCCUUUCUAAAAAUAAAAGUUUCAUGAAUGUUUCACUACACAAAUGGUUUAUCUCCGACGUAGGCGAAGGUUUCGGCUUGCUAGUAAUAAAAACAAGUCAGUCAGAAUAUAAUUAAAGUUCGAGUGAAAGAGUUGUUUGUAGUGCUCAUGCGCAGUAUGGUCAGUUCCGAUAUAAAUACAUGCAAACUGUUGGUCAGGUUUACUUACGACAAGAAAAUCGAGCUUACGAUAUUUACACCUAAAGGCCGCCUAGAAAUGGAACGUCAAACUCGUCGAAUCUACUUGCUUUUUCUCGGCAUUUUGAUUGGUGCAUUUCUAGCCAAUGGUGUUGAGGGACAAAUCACCUUCUCGAAAAGCUGGCAGGCAGGAAAGAGAUCUGAAGAUUGUUCUUCAAGAAGUCUUCAAUCGCUCAUUAAAAUUCACCAUCUUUUGCAGGCUGAAGUAGCAGAGUUGUUCAGGUGUAAACCUUAUAUGGAAGACCAGAGGUUCCAGAUAUGAACUUCGAAUGCAGACGGCAUUAUCUGUAUAAA